GAAUGUGGUCUCUGGGUCUUGACAGAUGCAAACCUUGUGAAGGACAAUAUUGAUGGUGUUUAUGAUACUGCUGAGUAUGCUGAGAGGUUUGUGGAGGAAACUGAGGCAUACCGGGUGGAUCAUCAAGACUUUUCUUCAGUUAGCAAUGUGCAUGUCCGAAAGCAUUUUCCAGCGACUUGGAUUUGGCUGGACAACCACAUGGGAUCUAAGAUUUACCAAGACUUUGAAGUUACUGUACCUGAUUCUAUCACUUCUUGGGUAGCUUCUGCUUUUGUGAUCACAGAAGACUUAGGCCUUGGACUAACAACUGCUCCAACAGAGCUACGGGCCUUCCAACCAUUUUUCAUGUUUUUGAAUCUUCCCUACUCUGUUAUCAGAGGUGAAGAAUUUGCUGUGGAAGUAACCAUAUUCAAUUAUUUGAAAGAUGCUGCAGAGGUUACAGUAGUCAUCGAGGAAAGUGAUAGCUUUGAUGUUUUAAUGACUUCAAAUGAAGUUAAUUUCACAAGGCAUGAGCAGAAAGCUCUGGUUCCCAGCCAGGAUGGGGCAACUCUUCUUUUCCCUAUCAAGCCGAAAUAUCUGGGCGAAAUUCCCAUCACAGUCAGAGCUGCCUCAGUCACUGCUUUUGAUGCUGUCACUCAGAGGGUUUUAGUAAAGGCUGAAGGAAUAGAAAGAUCGUACUCACAAUCCAUCUUACUAGAUUUGACUGACAACAAAGUGUCCACUGUUGUGAAAACUUUGAAUUUCUCGUUUCCUCCUGAUACAGUUAACGGCAGUGAAAGAGUUCAGAUCACAGCAAUUGGAGAUAUUCUUGGCCCUUCCAUCAGUGGCUUAGCCUCACUGAUUCGAAUGCCUUAUGGUUGUGGAGAACAGAACAUGAUAAACUUCGCUCCAAAUAUUUACAUUUUGGAUUAUCUGACUAAGCAGAAACAGCUGACAGAUAAUUUAAAAGAAAAAGCCCUUUCAUAUAUGAGGCAAGGUUACCAAAGGGAGCUUCUCUAUCAGAGGAAUGAUGGCUCUUUUAGUGCUUUUGGGAAUGAUGACCCUUCUGGGAGCACUUGGUUGUCAGCUUUUGUUUUAAGAUGUUUCCUCGAAGCUGAUCCUUAUAUAGAUAUUGAUCAGAACAUAUUGCACAGAACAUAUACUUGGCUCAAAGGAUACCAGAAAUCCAAUGGUGAAUUUUGGGAGCCAGGAAGAGUGAUUCACAGUGAACUUCAAGGUGGCAGUAAAAGCCCAGUAACACUCACGGCCUAUAUUGUGACUUCUCUCCUGGGAUACAAAAAGUAUCAGCCUAAUAUUGAUAUACAAGACUCUAUCAAGUUUUUGGAGUCUGAAUUUAACAGAGAAAUAUGGGACAAUUACACUUUGGCUCUUAUAACCUAUGCACUGUCCUCAGUGGGGAGUCCAAAAGCCCUGGAUGCUUUGCGCAUGCUGACUCGGCAUGCAGAAAGGGAAGGAGACAUGCAGUUUUGGGUGUCAUCAGCACCCACCCUGUCUGAGUCCUGGCAGCCGCGCUCCCUGGAUAUCGAGGUUGCGGCAUAUGCUCUGCUUUCACACCUGCAGCACCAAGUUUCUGAGGGAAUCCCAGUGAUGCGGUGGCUAAGCAGGCAGAGGAACAGCCUGGGAGGUUUUGCAUCUACCCAGGAUACCAUUUUAGCCUUAAAGGCCCUCUCUGAAUUUUCAUCCUUAAUGCAUACCGAAAAUACAAAUAUCCAAGUGACUGUGAUGGGACCUAGCGCAUCAAGACCUGUGCAGUUUUUGAUCGACACUGAGAACCGCAUUCUCCUUCAGACGGCAGAGCUUGCAGUGCUGCAGCCAACUGUCGUUAAUAUUUCUGCAGACGGUUUUGGAUUUGCUAUUUGUCAGCUCAAUGUUAUUUAUAAUGUGAAAGAUUCGGGGUCUUUUAGAAGACGGAGAUCUGUCAAAAAUCAAGAAGCUUUUGAUUUAGAUGUUGAUGUGAAAGAUGAGAAUGAUGUUAAUCAUGUGAAUUUGAAUGUGUGCACAAGGUUUUGGGGCUCAGAGAGGAGUGGGAUGGCCCUUAUGGAAGUCGGCCUUCUCAGUGGCUUUACUGUACCUUCAGAUGCAAUUCCUCUGAGUGAGACGGUGAAGAAAGUGGAACACGAUCAUGGAAAACUCAACCUUUAUUUGGAUUCUGUAAAUGAAACUCAGUUUUGUGUCAAUAUUCCUGCUGUGAGAAACUUUAAAGUUUCAAAUACCCAAGAUGCUUCUGUAUCUAUAGUGGAUUACUAUGAACCAAGGAGACGGGCAGUGAGAAGCUACAAUGCCAGGACGAAGCUGUCCUCCUGUGACCUUUGUGGAGACGCCCCCUGCCAUGCCUGUGCUGGAGCUUCGGACUCCCUCUGCCGCUCUGGGCUCCUUUUCACUUUCUGUUUACUGCUUCUGUGUUUCGUGCAACAUCGAUCGUGAUGUAUUUUUCACGGACUCCAUGUAGAACUAGCAUUUCCAGAAGUCGAGUGUGUGAUUGUUUUGUUUCCAUAAUUGAUUAUUGCCUCUGACUGUUCUGAAAAUCAGCUAUGUUCUUUGCACAGGGCUAGGGGGAUGUCUGUAACACGCCUAGCAUGUGGAGUUGCACCAAGCUCUUCACCUGACUUUUGUGGAAGAUGAAUCGGAAUGACAGCACUUCUGUAUCUUUAUUUCCCCCUCUCGAAACUUACUUUUGAGAAGUAUUUGUUUUCUCCAGAAUAAAAGUGUUAUUUUAGAUUAUCA
Molecule: messenger RNA, 2724 nt
Organism: Nannospalax galili (Upper Galilee mountains blind mole rat)
Lineage: Eukaryota; Metazoa; Chordata; Mammalia; Rodentia; Spalacidae
Product: CD109 antigen
Exons: 17
Cellular component (GO): extracellular region
Molecular function (GO): endopeptidase inhibitor activity
Source: RefSeq, a predicted model, not a curated record